AUGGUGUGGUCGGAGGGUUCUGCAUCUCAGGAUGCAUACCCUUCAUCCUACCUAAAAUACCCUUGGGUAUCUGGGAUCAUAACCAAGCUCCUGAAGCUAGCAAGAACAAGGGUAAAGAUAAAGUUGUUGAGUAACCAGCCAUCAUUACAUUUUAUUAGCGAGGAUUGUCAGGAAAUAGCCGAGACACCAAAGUCUCUUUUAGCAAAAUACAAUAGUCAGUGGAUAUACAAGUCAGUGCCAAGGCACUUCAGUAGCCGAGUGGGCGCAGAAGCCUCAAGACUCAACAGACCCCAAAGACAUAAAACCACCACAAGUCGAUCGUGCUUAAGGCUCCGACUACUAGCAGCGGUGGUCGAGCGACCUAAGAACCUAACCCAAAUAGAACUCAAACCCUCUCAUUCUUCUAAACUUGAAACAAGCCCUAGAGAACCCCUAAUCGCCCAUCGAUGUUUGAUUCUUAUAUUUCCAACGACGACUGCUACUCCGACGAAGGCUCAACGAUUUCUAAGACGAGGAUUAAAUGAUCAUCUUGGUGCUAACUGGGGGCCGACGUGGCUGUUGGGGAUGUUUCAUGGGUUGCUAGGACGAGAGGGACCACAGCUGGAUGACUUGCGCCUUCUUUUGUGGACGAAUGGACUACCAUUUGGUGAGAAGUUCCUCACGUGGGAGAUGAGUAGGUGGCAUAGGGAACUGGCGGCGGAGAGACCUCUGCUGGGGUCGUUGGUGGCUCUUCGAUCGAACGACGCGAGACUUGCUGCGCACGAGCUGGAGCAGAGUUUGAAAAGAAAACCCAAAACGUUAUCUCACCAAUAUCGCUGCUGAGAUCUACGGUAAGCAUCGUGCUGUGCCAAAGGGAUUGAACAUAAAACCCUAGAAUUGCUGGGUUUGUGCACGUGGGGCUUCCUUUACUGAUUUGGGUCAAUUGGAUUUCUAUUGGGCUUUGAAUGUAGAUUAUUAUA
Molecule: messenger RNA, 959 nt
Organism: Hibiscus syriacus
Lineage: Eukaryota; Viridiplantae; Streptophyta; Magnoliopsida; Malvales; Malvaceae
Exons: 5
Coding region: 1-822 (273 amino acids)
Source: RefSeq, a predicted model, not a curated record